AUGGCAGGCAUUUCAGAAAAGUUAUUUUUUGGCGGCGCCAUUGCGGGCGCUUGCCCCGACGAUUGGAUCGAUGCCAGCAACAUUCGCGAGGUCCCCGACCACCAAGAAAUCUACCUCUCGCGAACAACUCUUUCCAACCUCAUCGUCGAGAUCAACGAACGCGUCUCACGCGAACAAGUCCUCAGCAUGCUGACCGAACAGUCUGUUCCUCCCCUGGGCGCUCAUGCCAAUGCGCAAACCGAGGACAUCGCUGCCGCGCUCUACCAUCUGCGCGAUAUCUGCGACGAAGGCGACAUGAUGCAGGUGAUCAACACCCCGCAGCCCGUCUUGCUGCAGCGGUUCAAUCCGCCUGUGCCUGCUUACGCUGGACUGGUCUCAUUCACCUCGCCCAAACGGCAAAGAGGAGGAGCAGCACCAAACACUGGUGGUGCCCCGACCUCCAUCGACGGCGACACGGCGAGCUCCAGCGCAGCGGGGCCGCAGCUCUCCACGUACAGCUGCCACUUCUUGCUCGUGCGGCUGGAGGCGCAGAAUACCGACUUGCUGGUCUUUGUCAACGUGCCGCACGAGGAGUUCGAUCUGCAGGGCGACCCAGCCGCGCUGUCCAGGGAGGAGGAGCUGGCGAGCAACCUGCUAGGCAAGUUUGUCGAGACGUUGGAGGUCCGAAACUGGGGUCUGUUUGCUUGUUAG
Molecule: messenger RNA, 690 nt
Organism: Rasamsonia emersonii CBS 393.64
Lineage: Eukaryota; Fungi; Ascomycota; Eurotiomycetes; Eurotiales; Trichocomaceae
Product: Ran-interacting protein Mog1
Exons: 2
Coding region: 1-690 (229 amino acids)
Biological process (GO): protein import into nucleus
Cellular component (GO): nucleus
Molecular function (GO): guanyl-nucleotide exchange factor activity; small GTPase binding
Source: RefSeq, a predicted model, not a curated record